This is a messenger RNA of Caenorhabditis elegans, 821 nucleotides long. It is a transcript of the gene F57B9.1, whose product is annotated as Putative pyridoxamine 5'-phosphate oxidase. The coding region runs from base 39 to 719 and encodes 226 amino acids. Gene Ontology annotation, biological process: vitamin B6 metabolic process; pyridoxine biosynthetic process. The record is from RefSeq and is marked reviewed. The transcript has 4 exons. Gene Ontology annotation, molecular function: oxidoreductase activity, acting on the CH-NH2 group of donors; FMN binding; pyridoxamine phosphate oxidase activity. NCBI's taxonomy places the organism in Eukaryota, Metazoa, Nematoda, Chromadorea, Rhabditida, Rhabditidae.
UUCACGAAUAUCGUCACUUGGCACGUAGAUCAUACGUUAUGGAGACACCAUCUAUUGAUAUUCAAAACAUUCGGGCAAAAUAUCUAAACUCUCAUGAUCCAUAUCUACUCGAAUCAAAGUUACCAACCACGUCACCAUUCGAACUUUUUGAUAUCUGGUUUCGUAACGUCGCUUCACAAUCUGACUUAACAUUCGAAGAAAUCAAUGCAGUAUCCUUAUCCACCGUCGGAAAAGAUCUUCGUCCAUCAUCCAGAAUGGUUCUUCUGAAAGCGUACACACCAACUGGCUUCUCGUUUUACACAAAUUAUACUAGCCGCAAAGGAAAUCAAUUGGAAGAGAAUCCGAAUGCCGCGAUGCUCUUUUAUUGGCCUAAAGUCAAUCGUCAGAUUCGAGUUGAAGGUGUUGUUGAGAAGCUUCCAGAUGAGAUGGCCGUCGCUUAUUGGAAUUCUAGACCAGUAGCAAGUCGAAUCGGAUCAAAAUCAAGUGAUCAAUCAAAAGUGGUUCCCGAUAGAGAAUUCUUAGAAUCCAAAAAAGUUGCACUGACAGAGUUAUCUGUACGGGAAGGAGCUCAAGCAAUCACGAAACCAGAAUCCUGGGGUGGAUAUCAUUUGAUUCCUCGAUAUUUUGAAUUCUGGCAAGGACAAUCGGAUCGUCUUCACGAUAGAAUAGUAUUCGAAAGAGAUGUUGAUGUGUGGCUUCUCAAGAGGCUUUCACCAUAAUUCCAUUCACUUCUAUAGUUAAAGUUCGUGUAGAUAAAAAUUAAAAAUAUUUUCCUUGAGAAAUACGUCGUAUUUAUUUAUGAAUUAGACCAUAAAAUUUUU